CCGAAGAAACGAUCGAAAUAGUGAGAAAAUAGAGAAAGUGUAGGGAACGAUGAGGGAGUAAGUAACACAUCUGUGUUUUGUCUGAUUGUCUGAUUAAGAACUACACAUAGCAGAUCUGUGUUUUGUUAUGGGCCUUCACUAUUAGGCCCAUCUGACCCAUAUCGUUACCGCUUUUUAGUAUGGAAAAGCAACAACAAUGUAAAGGAAAGCAGAAACGUUAGAUUUCUUUAGACGCGCAAACUGAAAGAGCUUUGAUCGAUCGAUUUGGAGGAUUCGUAGAAGAUAUGUCGAGUAUAUACAGAACUGUUUCGAGAAAAGAGAAACCGAGACGUCAUCAUGGAUUGACGACACAGAAGAAGCAAGAGAUUAAGGAAGCUUUUGAGCUAUUUGACACUGAUGGUUCUGGUACCAUUGAUGCUAAAGAGCUUAAUGUUGCUAUGAGGGCGCUUGGUUUUGAAAUGACGGAAGAGCAAAUCAACAAAAUGAUAGCUGAUGUGGAUAAAGAUGGAAGUGGAGCUAUAGAUUUUGAUGAGUUUGUUCAUAUGAUGACUGCUAAGAUUGGUGAAAGAGACACAAAAGAAGAGCUCACUAAAGCAUUCCAGAUCAUUGAUCUUGACAAAAAUGGGAAGAUAUCUCCGGAUGAUAUCAAACGCAUGGCAAAGGACUUGGGUGAGAAUUUCACUGAUGCUGAGAUACGAGAGAUGGUUGAAGAAGCAGACCGAGACCGUGAUGGUGAAGUUAACAUGGAUGAAUUCAUGAGGAUGAUGAGGAGAACUGCUUAUGGUGGUAACUAGAAAGGUUGUUGCUGUUCUUAACGAUAUUUGAUGAGCUCUAUUAUAGUUCUUUAACUGAGGCUUAAUUAUCUGUAAUAUUAUUACUGAAGAUACAUAUAUCACAGUUUUAAUCUAUAGCUCAUCUUAAUGGCAAGUCUUGGUCUGUCUUUGUAUCAUUAUAAGAUGUAUAAAUUGGCAAAAUAUUCGUAGUCUUAGUGAAAAACUUUAGGAGCUCGCAUUGGUUACUUCAUAAGUCGUCAAGAUUUGGACCUCUGCGCAC
Arabidopsis thaliana (thale cress) is the source of this 1053-nucleotide messenger RNA. It is a transcript of the gene CEN2, whose product is annotated as centrin2. Bases 285 to 794 code for a protein of 169 amino acids. Gene Ontology annotation, cellular component: cytoplasm. Lineage: Eukaryota; Viridiplantae; Streptophyta; Magnoliopsida; Brassicales; Brassicaceae. The record is from RefSeq and is marked reviewed. The transcript is spliced from 6 exons. Gene Ontology annotation, molecular function: calcium ion binding.